Molecule: messenger RNA, 2737 nt
Organism: Scheffersomyces amazonensis
Lineage: Eukaryota; Fungi; Ascomycota; Pichiomycetes; Serinales; Debaryomycetaceae
Exons: 1
Coding region: 446-2407 (653 amino acids)
Source: RefSeq, a predicted model, not a curated record
AAGAAUAAAUAAGAUUAAAUAAGAAUAAAAUAUUCUCGACCAUUAAUUCGGCUGAUCAAAUAAUAUAAAAUAUUUUCUUCUAUUUAAGGGGUAUUUUAGUGAGAAUUAUUUUUUUCUGAGUAAGUUCGGAAAACAAUACCGGGAUUGCAGCAAGUUUGCAGCUUAGUAUGAUAUUGUUAUACUCUAUUAAAUGCUGCGUUGUACGAUAAAAUAUUGUAUAUUCUAGAAAGUAAAGAGUAAGUUUUAAGGGAGAAAUUAGAGAGUUUUUAUGCCUUUCUUACUAGGAUUCUGAAACAGAUAUGAAACAUGCGCUCUGUAUUGUGUCAUGUAUCAUACCUAUAACAGAUAUGCUAACACAUGAACCAAGAUAAUAUAUAGAUAUGACUUAAAUUUCUCCUUUUCCUUUAACCCUUUAAAAAUUCUGAACGUCUCACAUCUAUUAAUAAUGGUGCUUAAGCCUAUCUAUUCAUAUUUGUAUCUGUCUAGCAUCAAAUCGUCCACCAAAUUGGUUACCGAAAAGUUGAGGAAUGAGCCUGACCACAACUAUUUCAAUAGUCCCACUGAGAAGAAAAAGUUCAACGAUGAAUUGAAAAGACUAAUGGAAAAGCUACCUAAGCCAGUAGAUGAAGAAUCUAAAUUAGAAAUAAAUCGUCGUAAGUUGGCAUUCAAAAUUUGUCACUUUUACGUUAUUGUUCCCGAAAAUACAAUUUUGGAUGAAGAUUACAUUGUCAGUAAGCAUUAUGUGGAUGACCUCUCAAUGGCAAUAGAAUUUGUUCAUGAUGAAGCGAUGCAUUCCUUCCCAGAGGAAGUUGAAAACGAGAACAAAAGUGUCAAAGAAUCAAUAAAGUUAUGUAUAAAGAGGUUAUUGUCAUUAUCUCAUUCUUUAUCACUACCAAUUCCUAAAUUAAUAAACUCAACUAAUAAAAGAGACCUUGAGAUAGAUACAUCUGUUCCAAGUCCAACUAGCUACAGACAGAGUUCCAGAAAUCCGAAAUUAGCAUCUUCUAAUUAUACAUCAAGAUCAAUCUUUCAUUCACAUCUUAAUAUUAGGGCCAUUUCAGAUGAGACGAAGUUUGCUGAUGACGCUUUGAAAACGAUGUUUGACAAAUUGAUAAUAGACAAAGCUGCAUUGGAAAGCAUGAAACCUAUUGUGUUUCGUAUACCAAGAAUAGACGAUGACAUCCCCCUAAAUGAAUUAGAUAUAUCAGUAUAUAUUUCUUCAUACAUUUUAGAUACUAUAGCUUGCAUUUUGGAUAAAAAGUUUAAGUCACAGCUAUGGAUAAACCCAAAAGUUAUUGCAGAUUUCGGUAUUAGAAUUAAAAAAGAUAACCACGACUUUCAAGUUCCCUUCGAGAUAAAAACCAAAGGAAUAUUUGCUGCUUAUCAAAAUAGGAAUAACCAAUUGAAAGAUACAGCUUUUCAUGAGUUGAUUAAUGAAGCCAUCUACAAUUGUUUGUAUUGCAAAUCCCACAUAGGCUUUGUUAUCGAUAUGGAUUGUGUACUAGUAGUUGAAAUUGAUGUAGGUGACAGUACCAGAAUGGGGAGAGUAGAUUCUAUAGAUGGUGGGGAGUAUCAGUUACCAUGCAAUAUUAGAUGUCUCAGAUUUUCCGAUUCAAAAUAUAACCUCACUAUUAUUUUAAUGAUGUUAAUCAAAGAUUACUUUGACAAUGUGAACACACAUAAAGAAGAUCAGGUGGAACGUUUGUUCGAUACAUUACGACUAACUUCCCAAGAUAUAGUGGAUAUGAAGAAGUGGCAGCAUGACUUUGUGUACUUAGAAUGGGCUUCCAAGUUUAGCCAUUACCAUAAAAUUGAAAAUGGUGAUUAUGCCCAUAAUAUAUAUCUGUAUAUUAUAAUCCCAAAGGAAUGUUACGAGGAAGUACAUCAUAUCAAAUACGAUGUGGAAGACCUCAAUGAAGCUGACUUUAACACUAAUUGCCCAGAAUUUUGUUUUGAGACCUAUACCUAUUUUCAAGUAGAUAGGCUUGAUGGAACGAUGGUCUUAAAAGUAUAUAAUCCUUACGUUGUGUCCGAGAGAUUGCUAUGUGAUCGUCAGUUUCUCGAAUCAUAUCUGAUUGCAUUGAGACUGUUUCUAUACGAAGUCCGUGCCUAUAGAAUAAUUGCUGAAGCUCCCAAAAUAUCUGGAAAGAACGGUAUUGUUGAAAAUUACAAUUCUCAUCUUUAUCGACUGGGAAUAAUUAAUUGGCCGGCAAUUGAUGAGAGGUAUUUCGGAUUCUAUCUCUUGACUGGAUAUGCCAAGCAUAAUCCAUACAACCUAAAGGCACAUAACUUAUCUAUGGAAGCUCAAACUACAUUGAAAGAUGUUCACCACAAUAACGACUGUCAUGCUGAAUUCUCAUGUAAAGAAGCAAAUAGUGUAGCUUCCAAUUGGCCUAUGGGUGAGUGAGAAUUUCAACACACUUUGAGGAUGAAUUUCGCAAAGGAUAAUGCAAUUAGUUGAUUUAUUCACUCUAACCUCGCUAGAAUCAUGAACAACACUGUGUGAAAUGAAAAGAAUUAUUCAAAAUGAAUUAUCAUUUCCGGGGGCUCUUGGACUUCCGGUCCGAGGUAUGAACAAAUUUAUACUGAAUCUUUUUUAAGCAUUAUAUAGACAGGUUACCUGCUAGUAUAGAGGUUGAAGCAAGUGUUUAAUAUCAGCCAUAUAAGCUAAUUUAAUAACCUCGUAAUUCUUAACCCCAUAAGGUUUACACUCAUAAGCUUUAGAUAACGCCAUUAC